GCGUCGCCGGGGCGGCCGCCAUUGUCCGGCGUUCGGCGAGUCGGGUGGUCCCCUUUGGCUGGAGUGCCUCUCUGGUCUGGGGAUCACCUCAGGCGCUGUCCUUCACUGGGCGAUCCAGCAUGGACCCCGGGGACGAAGGGGCAGCGGAGGUGAUGUCUGUGGGGCCGCCGGCGACCCGGCUUCAGGUAACAAUAACAACAAUAACGACGGCCGCGGGCUCCGGGCAAGCGUCUGCCGCGGAGACUGACCCUUUCACCUCGCGGCGCGAUGAGGGCGGCACCGCUGAAGCCCUUGACACUUGGGGAAACUGAGGCGCGGGUCGGGGCGUGGUGACCGGCCUGGCGGGUCAGAGGUGGGACCGGGGUUCCAACCAGGCGCCUGGCCCCCGAAUGCGCAUGCUCCACGCGGCCGUGUCCUCCCCAGGGCUGGGGUCGGUCAUUCCCGAGAGAAUCCGGCAGGCCCGGCUCCCGCGUUCGGCUCCGCCCCUCGACACCCUUACCCGUUCCAGGAAGGUCUGUCCUCGUGUUGACGGAUAACAGUAACUGUAGCGUUGGCCGGGUGCCCAGGUGGCACGAAUCAUCGAAUAGAGAUGCUUUAACGCGUGGAGUCAGCCGACACCCACCGGGACCCCAGCACCGCGGAGCCCCUGCCUUGGGGCUUGGGCACAACCUCUUGGGGCCAACGAUGGGUCACCACGCACUGAGUGUGACGAGAGUGACUACCAGGGUCGUCCCCUGCGAGACUGUGGGAGAGCUGCAGUGCAGGGCGGCCAGUGCUUGCAGGGCCAUCUGGCCAGGAGAGCUCCACUUUCUAGACAAAGUGGCUGCUGCCUGUGUUCUCCAUAAAGUGCUGCCUAGCGUGGCAGGAAACAACCAUAAUUAUACUUCCUCAAGCUCUGCAACUUUGAAAUUAUGUACUUUUGUUGUUGUUGUUGGUUUGUUCAUGGGGAUUUGCAUUAUUUCAGAUUUGGUACACAAAGUGAGACUUGAUAAUCUUAGGUUGAAGGUUUUCAGAUGUGUGUUACUUCAGAUUUACAUGAAACGCUACCACAUUUUAGUUUGUUCUUGCUGUGGAUGGGGGACACGCAAUGAGCAGUAAGAAAGGCUUGAGAGAAAGUGUAUUAGUUACCUGUUGCUGUGUAACUCAAAACUUCGUGACCUGGAACAACAAUAAAGAUCUCAUAGCUUCCGACACUUAGGAGUACUGGAAUGACCUAGCUGGUGGUUCCUGUCCAGGCCCAUGAAAUUACAGUGAAGAUGUCAGCAUAGCUGUUGUCACCUGAGACUUAAUUGAGGCUGGAGGAUCUUCCUCCAAGAUGGCUCACUCACAUGUCUGUUGAUAGGAGACCUCAGUCGUUCUCCAUGUAGGCCUGUCUUUGGAACUGCUGGGGAUCCUUUCAACAUGGCAUCUGGCUUUCCACAGAACAAGCGAUCCAGGAGAGGGCGAGGUAGAAACUGUAACACCUUCCAUGACCUGAAUUCAGAAUUCACACUCCUGUCACUUCCACAGUGUCUUACUGGUUACAAAAUCAACCUUGUUCAGUGUUGGAGGGGACACACCGGUCCUUGGGUGGUGGUCACACCAGGACUGGAGGUCAUUGGCAGAGGUGGUGGGUUAGCAUCUUGGAGACUGUCCAUCACAGGAGACAAGGACCAGAAUGGAGAGCUCCAAGGUCCAGUGUUUUAUCUGGUUAUCUGUGUCUGCUGUAACAAUUCACUAGAAAUUUUGUGGCUCAGAACAACAUUUAUCCUUAUGGUUCUGGAGGUCAGAAGUCUGAAAUUGGUUUUCUUGACUGGAAUCAAGGUAUGAGCAGAGUUACCCUCCCUACCAAGGCUCCGUGAGAGCUACAGACCUUCUAUUCCUUGCCUCAUGGCCCUUUGCCCGUCUUCAAAGCCAGCAGUGUAGCAUGUUGCUUCAGUGAUCAUAUUGCCUUGUGUCUUCUAUAGUCACAGCUCCCUCUGUCUACCUCUCAUAAAGACACUUGUGAUUGCAAUUAGGGCCCACCUAGAUAAUCCACGAUAAUUUUUCUGUUUGAAAAUCCGAAUCACAUCUGCACAGUUCCUUUUACCAUAUAUAGUAAUAUUCACAGGUUCUAGGAACUAGGACCUGGAUAUCCUUGGAGGCCAUUAUAUAUCUCAGUCUACCAUAGCCAGGCUGAGAGGGGCCAUCUAGUAUCCAGUGAUGAGAAGGAGCCACUCACGUGUUUUAAGCAGGACUGGCAUAGGGUUGAAAAAAACCCACUCAUGCAUUAGGGGCUGGUGGAAAGGGAGAUACUGACAGCUCAACUAAGGCAGUGGGGAAAAGAGAGGAGUGGUUAGGGCCCAGUGGCCAGGUGUUGGCUGAUGCUAGGGUGGCCUGGGCAGCAGAAGGAUGUGUAAAGGAGAAACAUGUGAGCACAGCCCCACCCCUUCAGGCUCCAGAAGUGUGAGACAAGAGGGAUCUGAGGUGGAGCAGAAAGAACAUCAUGACACAGCAAGGAGUGGGCUUCUGCUAGAAUUCCAAGAAGGAGGCCGAGAGGAGGCAUGAAGGACUUGUGUGAUGCUACAGAGAACUCUCAUGGCUUGGACAGACCAGUACUCAGUGGACCUGGUGUCUAGGCUGUCACCAGUGACUUUUGCAGAAUGGGUGAUGAUGGGAGGUGGGGGCAGGAGGCACAGGAAGCACGUAUCAGAACUGGUGGAUAUUUUGAGUGGAAGAAAGUGAAGACACAGAGAUAGGAGCAGAGACCUCAGUUUCCAACCAAAGGCAUCUUUCUGUAUGUUUCCUAUCAGAGCCACCUGCUACCUGUACUAAAAUUUCUUUCGUGUUUUUUAAUCUACUCAUGUUUUUCCUAAAAGGAAAUGUCCUUUUAAAAUUGAAGUAUUUGGGGCCUGGUGCAGUGGCUCAUGCCUGUAAUCCCAGCACUUUGAGAGGCCGCAGUGGAUGGAUCACUUCAGGUUAGGAGUUGAAGACCAACCUGGCCAACAUGGUGCAACCCCAUCUCUAC
Piliocolobus tephrosceles (Ugandan red Colobus) is the source of this 2986-nucleotide messenger RNA. RefSeq lists its product as uncharacterized. The record is from RefSeq and is a predicted model, not a curated record. NCBI's taxonomy places the organism in Eukaryota, Metazoa, Chordata, Mammalia, Primates, Cercopithecidae.